GGAGCAUGUGACCAGUGACGUCACUGACCUCCCUCUAACAGCUCCGUUCUAGCAUCUACCUUUGGUGAUGUAAUGUGACUCUGAGAUAUGUGGUGGUGAUAAGUAAGGUUCAGGUUCCUACAAUAUAGGAUUCGCUCAGCGUAUAUCUCCUAUAUAAGAUCGUUCUCCUGAUUGACCCAUCAAGGAUGGAUAUGGAUGUGGACAAGAUGGCAGAGAGUAUAAUAAAUCUCACCCUAGAGAUCCUCCUCCGGCUUACUGCAGAGGAAUACACAGUAGUGAAGAAGACCUCUAGUGAGCAUUGUCAGGCCCCGGUAUCUGAAGGACGGGGAGGAAUCCUGAGCCCAAUAUCCAGGCCGACACCUCACAUCCCGAUACAUGAGAAAGUCAACAGAGAGAAGAUCCUAGAGCUCACCAACAAGAUCAUUGAGCUGCUGACUGGAGAGGUUCCUGUAAGGUGUCAGGAUGUCGCCGUCUAUUUCUCCAUGGAGGAGUCUGAGUAUUUAGAAGGACACAAAGAUCUGUACAAGAACAUUAUGAUGGAGGAUCACCAGCCACCAAGUAAAAGACAUGACUAAAUACACACAUCCUCUCACUAGUUAUAUGUAAGAAAUUAAUUGUCACCGUUUGUUUUUCCUACAGUUAAAGAAGAGAGAACAACUCCCAGUCCUCUUCUUCUACAGGAUGGUUCAGAAGAACAUCAAAGCAUUCCAUAUGAUGAUCAGAUAGAUGGAAAUAAGGUCUCAUGAAAGGUUCCCUAUGAUCUGUAGAAGUGCUGUGAAGAUCUUGUGUUCAGUCUUGUUUUAUAAACCAGUAUUAUAUGUUUUAUCCUUGUAUAAUGAGAAAGGUAGAGAUGUCAGGAUUACAGCUAACUAUAGACCUUGCAUGUUGUCUGGAUCUUCUCACAGUUUUCUGGUCAGUAGAGACUGCUGGUUGGAAUAAGGAACCAACUAGAUGCAUAUAUACAGGAGACCUGCAGAUAUUUUUGGGUCAGACAAUGAAACAUGGCACAUGUGUCUCUUGAACAGAUUUGACAUGGUGCUGCUCCAAAGUGUGUUAUAUAAGUGACCCCCUUCCCUCCACUUUAUCCCCUGUACAAGGAUCUAGACUUUGUUGCAGGGGAAACACUAGGCUGCUGCACUUGAAGUAGUUUCUGUACAAGGCAGAAUACAUGCAGUUCAAUAAAUGGUCCGUUGUCAGGGCAAGCAGCUCAGGAUCAGAACGGAGAUCAGGCAAGGGUCAGGUCAGACAGCAAAGGGUCCAAUCUAGAAGUCAGGCAGAAGUCUGUACACAGAACAGACAAGCUUUGCAUGAAACUAGCAUACUAGAACCUACUGAUCAGGCUUCUUUCCAUGGCUUGUAGAGAUCAGAGUGCGUGCAUGCCGGCCCUAUAAGAGCCAGAGAUAGUGUGUGUGCACACAUGACCUAUGGGCAGAGAAGGUCAUUAUCGGCAGGAAGCAGGCCUCAGCUUGUGUGGGAGGACAGCGUUAUUCCAGCAGCCGGGACCACUGGGAAGGGAGAGAGGGAUGUCUGUGGGACUGGACCACUGGAGCCCUAAAGCUAUGGAGCAGCUUUUAAAUCUGGAUAAAGAUCUGAACAAUAUUAAGGCUGAAGAUACAUAUGUGAGGAGUGAUGAGCAGAUCAUAGAGGACAUUCCCACCGAUAACCACCCAGAUUUAUUGGCAGAUAACUGUUCCAGGAGCUCAGAAAAACACGUGAUGGCAGAUUUUAGAACAGAUGAUUGUGGUGUCACAGAAGCUUCACAUGAAGAGCAUGCUGUUAUCUCAGAUGUACCCUCAGCCGUUCACAGCAAAGGUCUAUUAUCUGAUCCUUUGGAUGGAUUUCAAUCUUCUGAUUCAUCACAGACUGUUAAGCAAAAUAAAAACCACAGAAGAAGUGUUCACCAUCAGAGAAUUCACACAGGGGAGAAGCCAUUUUCUUGUUUAGAAUGUGGGAAAUCUUUCAUAAAUAAAUCAAAUCUAGUUGCACAUCAGAGAAUUCACACAGGGGAGAAGCUAUUUUCUUGUUUAGAAUGUGGGAAAUGUUUUAUUGAUAAAUCAACUCUUGUUAGACAUCAGAGAAUUCACACAGGGGAGAAGCCAUUUUCUUGUCUAGAAUGUGGGAAAUCUUUCUCACAGAAAUCAUAUCUUACUAUACAUCAGAGAUAUCACACAGGGGAUAAACCAUUUUCUUGUUUAGAAUGUGGGAAAUCUUUUCCAUGCAAAUCAUAUCUUGCUGUACAUCAGAGAAUUCACACAGGGGAGAAGCUAUUUCCUUGUUUAGAAUGUGGGAAAUGUUUUACUGAUAAAUCAAAGCUAGUUGCACAUCAGAGAAUUCACACAGGGGAGAAGACAUUUUCUUGUUUAGAAUGUGGGAAAUGUUUUACUGAUAAAUCAACUCUUGUUAGACAUCAGAGAAUACACACAGGGGAGAAGCCAUUUUCAUGUUUAGAAUGUGGGAAAUCUUUCAUAAAUAAAUCAAAGCUAGUUGCACAUCAGAGAAUUCACACAGGGGAGAAGACAUUUUCUUGUUUAGAAUGUGGGAAAUGUUUCAUAAAUAAAUCAAGUCUAGUUGCACAUCAGAGAAUUCACACAGGGGAGAAGCUAUUUUCUUGUUUAGAAUGUGGGAAAUCUUUCAUAAAUAAAUCAAAUCUAGUUGCACAUGAGAGAAUUCACACAGGGGAGAAGCUAUUUCCUUGUUUAGAAUGUGGGAAAUGUUUUACUGUUAAAUCAACUCUUGUUAGACAUCUGAGAAUUCACACAGGGGAGAAGCCAUUUUCUUGUUUAGAAUGUGGGAAAUCUUUCAUAAAUAAAUCAAAGCUAGUUGCACAUCAGAGAAUUCACACAGGGGAAAAGCCAUUUUCUUGUUUAGAAUGUGGGAAAUCUUUCAUAAAUAAAUCAAAUCUAGUUGCACAUCAGAGAAUUCACACAGGGGAGAAGCUAUUUUCUUGUUUAGAAUGUGGGAAAUGUUUAACUGAUAAAUCAACUCUUGUUAGACAUCAGAGAAUUCACACAGAAGACAGGCCAUUUUCAUGUUCAGAAUGUGAUAAACAUUUUAACACUAAAUCACAUCUUGUUAGACAUCAGAGAAUUCAUACAGGGGAGAAGCCAUUUUCUUGUUUAGAAUGUGGGAAAUCUUAUGCACAUAAAUCCUGUCUUGUUAUACAUAAGAGAAGUCACACAGGGGAGAAGCCAUAAUGUCCUUGUUUACAAUGUGGGAAAUCUUUCAUACAUAAAGCAAAUCUUGUUAAACAUCAGAGAAUUCACACUGGAAAGAAGUGAUUUUAAUGUUCAGAAUGUGAUAACUAGAGAUGAGCAAACUUUUGAAAAAUUCAAUUCUGCAGCUUGGUCAAAGUUCAACAAGAAAUUUGAUUUGUUCCGAAUUAAUUUGUCACGGAUCAAUAGGGUAAAACCCCAUUUAGCCUAUCAAUCAAUGAGACCAUUUUUAACUGCCUUUGACUAAAGUGCACCCGUCUAACAGCCAUUAAACAUGGUAAUACACUCAUAUGCACAUAUGGCCUUUUGGAUAAAAAUAAAUAUCUCACCUAAUCUGUAAUGACCUGGAGUGCCAUUACCACUCCUUGGCACCUCACUACCAUUUCAUAUAGGCUAACAUAAAUGUAAUCUAAUGCAGUAGUGUACUUAUCUUCACCAUGUGCAUAUGUAUUUCCUGUAGCUGUUAAAUGUUUAUGUAAUUACCUGGUCUGCCAGCAGGUGGAAGCAAACACUUGGCAGUGCUAGUUGCAGGGAAUGGACUGGAUUGUCCAUUCUCUCCCUCCCUCUAGAGGGAGAAGGAGAGGAGGAGUUUAGCUAGUUAGCAGGCAGUCUAGCUUUCCCCCUCCUGGGGAGAGGUUGUGUGAGGAGCCUGAGAAACCCCCUCCUGGGCGAAGGCAGCAGGCAUAGUCCUGUCUGGACAGUUCUGUUUGUCCUAGCCAACCUUAUCACUGGAGGUUGUGCAUAUUGGUUGCAUGUCCCCUCCUGGGCUUGUAUUGCCGAAAACCAAGCUAGAGCUUGAGGUAUUGACAGCCAGUACAGAGUUUCCUAGGAUAAUCUAUAGUAAGAAACUCACAUGGCUGAGCUAAGAGAGCUACAAAGAGGAUACAGCAGAGAGUAGUUUGUUGCAGAGAAAGUAUUUGCCUGCCAUUCGCCUGCUGAAACCUAUUGGAAACCAAGAUAAGUCUGGAAACUGUUUGGAUUACCGUUUAUUAGAAGUAAAGCAACUGUUUAA
Molecule: messenger RNA, 4224 nt
Organism: Bufo gargarizans (Asiatic toad)
Lineage: Eukaryota; Metazoa; Chordata; Amphibia; Anura; Bufonidae
Product: gastrula zinc finger protein XlCGF57.1-like
Exons: 6
Coding region: 1425-3194 (589 amino acids)
Source: RefSeq, a predicted model, not a curated record